Knipowitschia caucasica is the source of this 336-nucleotide messenger RNA. The record is from the annotation of a GenBank genome assembly. Lineage: Eukaryota; Metazoa; Chordata; Actinopteri; Gobiiformes; Gobiidae.
AUGAAUGUGUAUUGGGCUGUCGUAAAGCAGUUCGUAGUGCCGCGAGAACGAGAACAGAGCUGUGAGACUGGCACCGGACAGAAGAGUGAUGAUCCCCUGUCACCUGAUUAUGUACCUUCAGUUUUUGCACAUACAAAGUCCCCUGCAAAAAGACCUGCUGUGCAAAGCCUUGAGAAGUUCAACGUGAGACAGAACCUGAAGAAGAAGAAACUCCUGCAGUCUUCAAGAAGCGAGGCGGCUAUGGCACUCCUGGACUUCUCAUCAGAGAUGAGCGAGAUGACCACUCAGCUCACUGAGAAUGAGAUGCCUGAAGGUGAAUGUGCCAAACUGACCUGA